This is a messenger RNA of Racocetra persica, 315 nucleotides long. The record is from the annotation of a GenBank genome assembly. Lineage: Eukaryota; Fungi; Glomeromycota; Glomeromycetes; Diversisporales; Gigasporaceae.
AUGGGUUUAAUAAUUUCUAAUAAUCGGCAAAAUCUCGCCAGUCCGCUAAUAAUUAUUCUCCCACUAACUUCUUUAAAAGAAGGAAGCAAGGUUUAUUCCUUUGAGGUGGAAACUUUUAUUAAUAAUCAGUCAGGCAAAAUAUUGGUUGACCAAAUUACUACAACUGAUAAAGUGAAAAGGAUAGGAAAGUUUGUCGGUCAAUUAGACGAAAAAUUAAUGUUAAAAGUAGAGCGGGCUAUUUGUUAUGUAUUGGCUAUUUCCACGGAGGCAUUAGCGGAGGAGCUGAAAGAAAGGCAGAAAAAAAUAAUUGGAUAA